Molecule: messenger RNA, 1131 nt
Organism: Trametes versicolor FP-101664 SS1
Lineage: Eukaryota; Fungi; Basidiomycota; Agaricomycetes; Polyporales; Polyporaceae
Exons: 4
Coding region: 1-1131 (376 amino acids)
Biological process (GO): protein phosphorylation
Molecular function (GO): protein kinase activity
Source: RefSeq, a predicted model, not a curated record
AUGCCGUCGCGGAGCCUCAAGCCAGGUCCGCACAGGCAGCACUGCCAGAACGCGGCCGUCGUCAAUGUGUUUCUCGCGCCGUUGCAUUCAGCAAGGUCAAGAACCUCUAGGACGCCCCGCAUCCGACUUCAGAACCGCAACUGGAAAUGCUUCCGCCUCCACACUAGCUUUGGGUGCGAUCAGGGGCAAGCACUACGGGAUAAAUUCACGACCAAGAAUGGCAAAGAUAACCAGGCUUACGAGCGCAGUCAUACGCGCUUUGUCACUGACACGGUCGGAUUACCGUUGUCCCAGUUCAGAAGUACGAAGGCGCUCGCCAUGGCUAUCCGGGACGCUAUCAAGGGUCACCAGCUGAUGAUAGAGUGCGAUGGAAUACUGCAUCGGGAUGUCAGUAGCGCUAACAUUCUCAUCGUCGAGGAGUCGCAGGAGCAUCCAUCCUCGAUGGGAAUACUGCAUGACUACGAUUGCAGCUCGACGACGCUCUCACAGGGAACAUAUUACUUCAAGGCUCUAGCUCUGGUGAACCCGCUCGUUACGGUGGCCGCCCAUGAUUCCCACCACGAUCUUGAAUCCUUCUUCUGGGUCCUCCUCUGGAUCAUCCUCCGCCACACCAAGCACGAGCACGAGAGCGGAGAGCGAGCGUGUCAAUUUACAUUUCACUAUGGAGAGGACGCGCUCGCGACCAUGGGCAAGAAAGCCUGGCUCGAUCGGAUAGACGACAACGACGUGGUCCUCGUCAUCACCAGCAACCCACCCCUCACUGCUCUCCUGAGCGACUUCCAUUCACUCGUAUGGAAGGCUAACAAGGGAAUCAGAACAGACCGCGUCCCUCUCAGCUACAAGACUGUCCUUGACGUCUUCGACGCCGCCAUCGAGCGGGAAGACUGGCCUGUCGAUGACGCAGCGAUCCCAUACGCGCUGACCAGCACGCCAUGGGACAGCCUGAUUCCUACCAGACCGCAGGAAUCUCAAGACCAGGUCGGCGAUAAGCGGUCCCGUACCCUCGAUUACGACGGCGUGCAGAGCGACUCCGAUGACCAGGUAAAGUCGAUGAUGUCGCUGCACUCGAGCGCGUCCGCCAUGGCGGCGAAGCGUCCGAAGACAAGUGAUUCCUGCCAAGCUCGGCAGUAA